CAAGCAGGUACAAUCCCGUACGCGCGCUGUGAUUGGCUGCGCCUUUAUCACCAGUCCAUUGCCGGAUCGCAAGAUGGCCGACGAGUGGACCUUCGUCGGGCGCAAGCAGAAGAAGAGCUUCAAGCCCAAGACGCCGGCAGCGCCCAAGGCGCCAGCGGGCCCGGCCUUUUCCUACACGGAGAAGCCGGCGGCCAAGGCGUCGACGGCGACCAACAUCGCCAAGGCCAUCGACCGUGCGCGCAAGCUUCGCGAUGCCAUGCGUACCUCGAGCUUCUUUGAACGCAUCCGCGCAGUUCUUUUGGCGCAUCUGCCGCUCGAAACGCCGCUGCAGCUCGUGGCCUACGGCGUCGGGUCGUUCGCGCAUGGCCCAAGCGGCAAUGCCAUUUACCAGCUCGUGUGCGCGUCGCUGCUGCGCGAGCUCCUCGCCGGCCAUGACGCGCUCGCCGACGCCUUCAUUUACGACCCGAUCAUGACCGAGGAGGACAACGAGGUGGCGGCCGCCAUGGACCUCUCGGUUCUUCCGACGAACGAGCAAGGCCAGCGCACGGCACAGACGCGGACGCUCUUCUUCAUGCCGCACUGCGGCAAGCAGUUGUACCAAAACGUCCUAUUGAGCAAUUGGCCUUCGCUCGAGAAGAUUUGCAUCUUGGGCAACAGCUUUGCAGCGUACGACGACCGCCUCCUCGUCAAGGCGGACCGGGCCAAGUCGAUCUUCAGCGCGCUCGUCCCGUUUACGACCGAGGUGGCGCUCGGUCCAUGCGACAAGGCGGUGCGCGACCACGUGCAGUACGACGCUGCGUUCAACGACACGAGUUUGCACGUCUUCUCCGAUGCGCAGCUGCGCGCAGCGAGGGACUCUGGCCUUUUCGAAAAGGACGUCGACGCAUUUGACGUCGGCACGGACGAAGACCUUGUGUAAUUGUAAUACGUGUCUACCAGGCUCGACGCAACCUACAAGCUUGGCAGGUUUCAGCACACCUUCGCAGCUACGGACAAGGCUAGGAGCAGCGCGUCUGCCACACACAAACCUUGGUAGAUCCUAGAGAACAUGGCUUUGGAACAAACCACAACGCUUGGCUCGUAUCGCA
This is a messenger RNA of Saprolegnia diclina VS20, 1088 nucleotides long. RefSeq lists its product as hypothetical. The transcript is spliced from 3 exons. Lineage: Eukaryota; Oomycota; Saprolegniomycetes; Saprolegniales; Saprolegniaceae. Bases 74 to 919 code for a protein of 281 amino acids. The record is from RefSeq and is a predicted model, not a curated record. Gene Ontology annotation, cellular component: cytoplasm; nucleus. Gene Ontology annotation, biological process: microtubule-based process.